This is a messenger RNA of Solanum dulcamara, 1232 nucleotides long. RefSeq lists its product as uncharacterized. The record is from RefSeq and is a predicted model, not a curated record. The transcript has 7 exons. The coding region runs from base 183 to 854 and encodes 223 amino acids. NCBI's taxonomy places the organism in Eukaryota, Viridiplantae, Streptophyta, Magnoliopsida, Solanales, Solanaceae.
CUUUACACCCUCUUGGUCAUUUUCUCCAGAUAUAUAUACAUAGAGAUUUUCCUUGUUCUUGCGCGUUUUAUCUGUUGGACCAGAAGCAAAAAAAGGAUUGCUCCAUCGGGCACUUGGUUUCGAAGUUUCUUCUCCGCGAGACAAUCGAAAUCGAGAGAGAGAGAUAUUUGAGGGAUUCAGAAAUGGAUGAAUCCAAUGAAGAACUGGAGCCGCUUUUUGAUUACAGACGUGUUCAGCCGUUCAAUACUCCCUUCAAUAUUGUCUGCCUUGACGAUGAUAGUCCAGACUCGUCUCCAGUUAUCUCAAAGAAACGGAAAAUGAUCGAUUCUGCUUUCGAAAAGAAAGAAGAAAAAAAUGAAGCAGUUCAAAUAAUUGACUGUGAAGAAAAAGAAGAGGAUUGGCUGCCACCUUCCCCAAAGAUUUCUGCUCAUACUAGUAACCUUGUUGAAGAUUCAACUAUAAAGGAAAUUAGAUUGAAAAAGAAAGAGCUGGCAUCAUUUGCCCAAUCAGCUAAGGAUGAGCUGCGAGAUGUUGAAGAAUCUGUAAAAAGAGAUCUUAGUGCUUCGCUCCAUUCACUUCAAGACAGUGUUGCUGAGAUGCCGUCAAAACCCUCAACUGAAAGAGUUAAAACGGUCAUUUCUAUCCAAGACAAGGAUGGAACAAAGCAAUUUCGCGUUUAUGCGGAUGAUAAAUUUGAGAGGCUGUUCAAGUUGUUCGCUGAUAAAGUCAAGCUUGAGCUGCAAAAUUUGGUUUUCUGCUUUGACGGGGAUAAAAUUAAUCCAAAUGCAACUCCCAUUAGUCUUGGGAUGGAGGAUGAUGACAUCAUUGAAGUGCAUGAAAAACCAAGUUGUUGAGGUUGAGUUCAUCUUGCAGCUGAAGGUGACUUCUCAAUUGGUGAAGUUAUCAUUGCAUUCUGUUUUGCUAUGCUCUUGGUCCAUUUAGUCAAGACUUAUUGUCCUGCAGGCUGCAACUGUACAGUAGAGGGUCUUUUUUUUUUUUUUGGGUGGGUGGGAAUUUGACCUAAUAGGAGUGUCAGAAGUUUGGUUUUUUUGAUGUUGGAAGACAGAUUUUGGAGUUUGGUGCUUUUGUCCUCUAAUUGCAUUUUGUUUUUGUUUGAGGGGCGAAACCAGACACAAGGUCUCAUCCCUGUGAUGCAUUAGUGAUUGCGUGUAUCCGUGGCUUAACAGGUUUUCAUCAUGUAGAUAUUAACAAAAAGUACAAUCGUCGUUUAA